AUGCUCCUUGUCCCUCAUCCAGUCAUCCUCCCCCACCUGCCCACUUAUCAGCAUCAUGUCGGACACCACCCGACCCCUACACCACUCCUGCCGCCGCCGGCCGCUCGUCCUGCGUGGUACGACUUCCUCAAUUCCAAGCCACCGCCCAACUACGUCGCGGGACUCGGCCGUGGUGCCACCGGCUUUACCACCCGCUCGGAUAACGGGCCGGCCCGCGCCGCACCCGACCUACCCGCCCGCUCCGCCUCCGCCACCGCGGCCCCCACCGUCGGCCACUGGCGCGGGAGGCCUCCCGACGAGGAUGACGGCGAAGUCGACGACGGUGGUGACGAGGAGAAGGGCUACGACGAGAACCAGAAGUUCGACGAGUUCAAGGGCAAAGCCCACUAA
This is a messenger RNA of Miscanthus lutarioriparius, 390 nucleotides long. The record is from the annotation of a GenBank genome assembly. Lineage: Eukaryota; Viridiplantae; Streptophyta; Magnoliopsida; Poales; Poaceae.